Manihot esculenta (cassava) is the source of this 1484-nucleotide messenger RNA. RefSeq names its product trihelix transcription factor ASIL1. NCBI's taxonomy places the organism in Eukaryota, Viridiplantae, Streptophyta, Magnoliopsida, Malpighiales, Euphorbiaceae. Gene Ontology annotation, cellular component: nucleus. The record is from RefSeq and is a predicted model, not a curated record. The transcript has a single exon. The coding region runs from base 399 to 1262 and encodes 287 amino acids. Gene Ontology annotation, molecular function: transcription cis-regulatory region binding.
AGUUUUGGGAAGAAAACUAUAGAGAUGUGGGAGUCAUAAACAAUGGUUACCAAACGGAGACGGAAUUUGGCCGCUAAGACAGUAACGUGGUAGCCGAGCCAAAUCCCGAUGACGCAACCCAAGUCACCCCACCUAUUCCCUCUUUACUUCACGCGCUUGUCCACGUCCCGGCGACCCAACCCCUAUCUUUUAUAUCCCCUACUCUUGCGCCCCAUGCGUCCGGCGCGUCACCUUCGCCGCACCGACCCCGUUUUCUUGUUUUUUUCUUGGUCAGAGAUCCCCCUUUACUCUUUCAUCUUAUCUCUCACAUCAAUAUCGCACGAACCGAUAAUAACCUAAUACACCACCACCACCAAGAAGAAUAGGACCGCCACCACCACCAUCUCCAUUGAAGAGAAAUGGGUGAUCUCACAGAUACCUUAACGCCGUCCACCACCCCUCACUCCCGACCGUUACCUAUCCGCGAGGAUUGCUGGAGCGAGGAGGCUACCUCCACUCUUGUCGAAGUUUGGGGCAAAAGGUAUUUGGAACUCAACAGAGGUAAUCUCCGUCAGAAGGACUGGCAGGAAGUUGCCGAUGCUGUCAACGCCAAACAUGGCCAUACGAAGAAGACUCACCGUACGGAUGUGCAGUGUAAGAACCGGAUCGACACCAUUAAGAAGAAGUACAAGAUCGAGAAGGCUAGGGUUACGUCCUCUAACGGAACGCUAACAUCGUCGUGGCCUUUCUUCGAGAGCUUAGAUACCUUGAUCGGAUCUAAUUUUACCGCUAAGAAACAAGCUCCUCCGUCUCCUCCGGUGGCUUUGCCUCUGACUUCAUACAGGAGGACUCCCUCUUCCACUCCGCCUACGGCGGCAGUGGCGUUGCCCCAGAAGAGGCCGUUGGAUGAUGGCUAUUUCAGGAGGAAUUACUCCGCCAUGGCUGCGGCAGCUGCAGCCGCAGCUGAAUCGGAGAGUGAAGAAGAGUUGGAGGAGGAAGAGGAAGAGGGAGGAAGGGAGAGGGAGAGGGAGAGGGAGAAUGAGGAAGAUGAGGAGGGAGAGGGGAUAAGAAGAUUAGCUCAAGCUAUAGAGAGAUUUGGAGAGGCUUAUGAGAGAGUGGAGAGCGAGAAGUUGAGGCAGAUGUUGGAUUUGGAGAAGCAGAGGAUGAAAUUCGCCAAGGAUUUGGAAAUGGAGAGGAUGAGGAUUUUCACCGAGACACAGAUUCAGCUUGAGAAGAUCAAGAAAGGCAAGCGAUCUGGGUCCAAUGGUGAGAGAGAUUAUUAAGAUUGACUCUGAUUUACUUUGAUCCUUUACUUUUAUGUAAAUUUUUGUUGUAAGUUAGGGCCUGGAGAUUUCAUGAAUGAAUAUUAUUGUGGAUUUUAUGCCCAAUUGCUAAUACCAGAAGAAUCUUGGACCUCGUAUGAAUAGAACAAUGCAAUGGAACCUUGCCCUUAAAAUUUAGGCAUGACAAGUUAAGAUUAAUGAAAUUCAUAGAUGUUUGCACAA